This is a messenger RNA of Cynara cardunculus var. scolymus (artichoke), 1332 nucleotides long. RefSeq names its product 5-formyltetrahydrofolate cyclo-ligase-like protein COG0212. The record is from RefSeq and is a predicted model, not a curated record. Lineage: Eukaryota; Viridiplantae; Streptophyta; Magnoliopsida; Asterales; Asteraceae. Gene Ontology annotation, cellular component: cytoplasm. The coding region runs from base 75 to 1124 and encodes 349 amino acids. The transcript has 6 exons.
AAUUUCUUGCAAUCUGAUCAUUCACUUCUUAUCAUGUACACCAACAACCUCCAUGAAUAACGAUACCUUCAACCAUGGAUGCCUCCUCUGCAUUAUUCAGAAUUUCGCAUCUCAAUCAUCUUCCCUCCAUCGUCAAUCACACCCACAGAUCUAAUUCCUUCUCCAUUAAACACUUAAGUUACAAUCCCUUUAAAGUGGAGAGCAACAGAAUCGAAGUUGGUUUUGACGAAUCCGCUUACGAGGCCGAGAGGCUUCGUCUCGAUGCUAAAGCAAGAGAAUCCAUGGCGGAAGAGUUAGACAGAAACGAUAACGAUCCAAAAGCCUGGAAAUGGAUCAUCCGGAAGAGGAUUUGGGAUUUGAUGGAGGCUCGAAACAUUGCUCAGUUUCCACGACCUGUUCAUCAUCGGAUCCCUAAUUUCGUUUCUGCUUCCAUUGCUGCUAACAAAUUGAGUAUGCUGGAGGUGUUUCUAAAGGCUAAAUGUGUGAAGGUCAAUCCUGAUACACCUCAAAAGCAAGUCAGAUUCCUGACACUCAAUGGUGGGAAGCAGCUACUUACUCCCCAGCCUCGGUUAAGGACCGGAUUUUUUUCUAUACUUGAAUCAAAUUCAUUAACCCCUAGUACCAUGAAUGAGGCAUGCACUUCCGUUGGGGUUGCGAAAUAUGGAAGGCCCAUUGGAUUACAUGAGAAGAUCAAGGUGGACCUUAUUGUCGUUGGCUCGGUUGCCGUUGAUCCGAAAACUGGAGCUCGACUUGGCAAGGGUGAGGGAUUUGCAGAACUUGAAUACGGAAUGCUGCGUUACAUGGGAGCAAUUGACGACUCAACACCAAUCGUUACAUCUGUGCACGAUGAACAACUAGUAGACGAUAUCCCAGUUGAGAAGCUCCUAAUCCAUGAUGUCCCUGUUGACAUCAUAUGCACUCCGACCCGAGUUAUUUUCACCAACACAUCCAUCCCGAAACCUCAAGGUAUUUACUGGGAAAAACUGUCACCUGAGAAGCUGAGUCAGAUCAAAAUCCUUAGACAAUUGAAAGCUAAAAUUGAAAAAGAAAGUGGGGAGAAACUUCCCACUGGCCCUUCUGAGAAACUGCCUCCUACUGCUCAAAGAAAACAAAGGCAGCGAUAGUUUCUUCAUCUUCACAUAUGAAUAUGAAUGAUUGCAAGGAUGUAUGUAUUACGUAUGCAUAUAUAUAAGUUAUCAACAUUCAAAUAGAGGAUAGAUCGAUGCACAUCCCACCUCCUAAACCCCACCUUUGGGAGUUCGUUCGGUUUAGUUUCAUUUAUAAGUCACCGUUUGUGUAUAUUGCUUGCAUUUGCUUGUGAUGCUUCUAUAA